Molecule: messenger RNA, 900 nt
Organism: Impatiens glandulifera
Lineage: Eukaryota; Viridiplantae; Streptophyta; Magnoliopsida; Ericales; Balsaminaceae
Product: 40S ribosomal protein S9-2-like
Exons: 3
Coding region: 111-704 (197 amino acids)
Biological process (GO): positive regulation of translational fidelity; translation
Cellular component (GO): cytosolic small ribosomal subunit
Molecular function (GO): structural constituent of ribosome; rRNA binding
Source: RefSeq, a predicted model, not a curated record
AAGAAAGGCCCUUUUAGAAUUAGGGUUCUCUAAUAUAAUCUUACAGAGACACAGAGCGAGCGAGCGAGAGAGAUAGAGAGAGAGAGGGUUAGAUCAGCAGGAGUCCAACAAUGGUGCAUGUCAACUUCUACCGUAACUAUGGGAAGACAUUUAAGAAGCCACGUCGUCCCUAUGAGAAGGAACGAUUAGAUGCUGAAUUGAAGCUUGUGGGAGAGUAUGGUCUUCGGUGCAAGAGGGAAUUAUGGAGAGUUCAAUAUGCAUUGAGUCGCAUUCGUAACAACGCUAGGAUGCUUCUCACCCUUGAUGAGAAAAACCCUCGCCGAAUCUUUGAAGGUGAUGCUCUUCUAAGGAGGAUGAACCGUUAUGGUCUUCUUGACGAGAGUCAAAAUAAGCUUGAUUAUGUUCUUGCCUUGACUGUUGAAAACUUCCUUGAGCGUCGUCUCCAAACCCUUGUUUUCAAAUCCGGUAUGGCCAAGUCCAUCCACCAUGCCCGUGUCCUCAUUAGACAAAGGCAUAUCAGGGUUGGGAGGCAAGUUGUGAAUAUUGCUUCAUUCAUGGUGAAAGUUGAUUCACAGAAACACAUUGAUUUCUCGCUUACAAGCCCGUUCGGAGGAGGUCAACCCGGUAGGGUUAAGCGAAAGAAUCAGAAAGCUGCCGCCAAGAAAGCUGGUGGUGGUGGAGGAGAUGAAGAAGAUGAAGAAUAAAUGUAUGUUGAAUGAACCAACCAAUUUUAUCUGUUUUGCUAUUACUACUCUAUUUCAUUAUUCUGUUUUAAGACCUUUUUUUGGUUGUUUCAUGCUUUUGUUUUGGUUAGGGUUUUCUCAUAAAUUCCUAAUUUAGAUAUUAAACCUUGGUUAUGACUCAUUUGAGAAAUUUUGUUUUAAGAUAUUUAUUUGCUAU